AUGAUGUUCGGAGAGUUAAAGCCGAAAUUAUCUAGCGCUUGCUUGCUUAUGUCACUUCCAGAAGAUGUAAUUGCUGUUAUCUCUCAUUUUCUUUCUCUAAGUGACAUUUGCAAUCUAAGCUUUUGCUGCAAAAGCCUCUGGGACCUCGUCAAUUCCGAGAAGACAUGGCUUGUGCAGUGUGAGCUUGUAAAGGUUCUUCCUUUAUCUGAAAUAAUCCAAUGGCGAAUUGGUAUCUCUUCUUACAAGGCGCUUUGUCGGUUUCUUGUUAAGGUAAUUAAGCCUCUGAUUGGGGUUUGGGUUAACCAAAACCCUGAACUUGGCAACGUUGUUUACGUGAUGUCUGGUUUCUUGUCUGUUGUUGGUUGCCGGAUAAUUCCACAAGAGGUUGGUCCUUUGGGGAUUAAGGAGGGUCUGGUUAUGUGGUCACCGGUGUUUGAGAUAAUCUGUGGUCUUGAUGGCUCUGCCGAGUUUUUCCUCCAUGGAAGGGACAGAGAAGGAAGUUGCGUGUAUCCCGGUUCCGUUACGAGCAUCAAUAAGAGUUGCAACGAGCUUCUUCUCGAGGUCGAGCCGAGGCGAGAGAAGAAGUUGUGCAGUGAGAUUGAGAGAGAAGCAUUAACAAAGGUGUUAUUAGGGGAAAACAAGAGAGGGGUUCCAUUUUGCAAGUUCGCUUUUAGCGAUAGAAGAAAGUUACUCAAACUGGUGACAAGUCAUGUAGGUGUACACGUACUUGAACCAUCAAUUGGAAGGUUAUUUCCCACUUCGAAAUAUGAUGAAAGGAUGUUGUUGGAACGCAGAACCAUGUUCCUUAAAAUGAACCUGGAUGAGGACGAGUUGUGUUACAAUUCCAUAAAGGUAGACAUAAAUGAGAUGUGGGAAAAUCUCAGUGACGACAGAGAAAGUCAGAUUGAGGUCGCAGUCUCACCAAAGAAGAGCUUUAGAAGGUUUUUAGGAAUUGGUAUCAAGCAUGUUCUAGGAAAGUCUAGUUCUUCGAAGAACACACCUUCGAGCAGUGAGAUUAAAGAUUCGACAAAGAACACACUUCCGAGAAGUGAUUCGAAUCGCCAAAGCUUUCUUAACUCCGAUGAUACAUUCGGUCUUAGUCUCAAAGCUUCCUACACUAAUAUGUCCUCUUACAAAGGUUGGCCAAUCAUGCCCCCAGAGAUCUAUGCUCUUUAUAAACUACCAAUAAAGAGUCACAUGAAGAACCAAAAGUACACAGGUUUGUGGGGAGGAACAUUUGGCUGGCAACUUGGGAACUCUAUUGAAGAUAAACCUAGGAAUGCUCUUUACUUACUCAUGCUCUCUUAUGGAGGACCGGAUGAGCAUAUUGAUCAUGGGACUAGUGAUGAGAGACAUCUUAUUGCGACGAAAAUACUCGAAGGCACUCACUAUGUGGAACAUCCCAAUGGAUCCACAAUGUUUGUUGUAAAUAUCGACAAGCCAUCCCUUGAGCCUUUUCCAUUUGAUACAAAUGGAGGAUGCUUUCAGCACUCUUACACGGGAGAGGGUAUUGCGGAUGGAUAUGGGUUCCGUUAUCCGGGUUCUAAACCUGGUUCGCUUUACGUGAUCUCUGAUGAUCUUCUUGCAUUCGUUUGGCAGGAAACUAGAGACGUGUUUAGAUUGCAAAGACUAAACCUUGAAGAGAUUUUGAAGAAAGGCUUAGGUUUGUGCGUGCCUCCUCUACCACCAACUAAGAACUUUACUUAUAUGGAAAGAUCUUACGGAAACGUGUUUACCAAGUCAUCGAGCUCUUCCUCUUCCUCUUCCUCCGAGUAA
Molecule: messenger RNA, 1776 nt
Organism: Thlaspi arvense
Lineage: Eukaryota; Viridiplantae; Streptophyta; Magnoliopsida; Brassicales; Brassicaceae
Source: the annotation of a GenBank genome assembly